UCGAGUCGGGAGAGCGCUGUGUCUGUGGAGGAUCUUGGGCCGGCGCUGGUGGGGCCCACGACGCCGAAAUCGCCCUGGCUCCCGAGCGUCAGCCCCUGGACCCUGAACUGUACCAUAUGUCGAGAGCCCAGAGGAGGAAAAAAUGGCUGUUAUUCAUUCAAAAGCAAAGUCCAAGCACUGUCUUUUCCAGACGUUGUGCUUCGCCAAGAUAGGAAUCCAGGAAAGGAUUGAUCAUUUCUUACAGCUAUAAAAAUCAUGGCUGAGAGAUUGGUGAUGUUCAGGGAUGUUGCCAUUGACUUCUCUCAAGAAGAGUGGGAAUGCCUGGACUUUGCUCAAAGGGAUUUGUACAGAGAUGUGAUGUUGGAGAACUAUAGUAACUUGGUGUCACUAGAUUUGCCUUCAAGGUGUGCAAAUAAUUACUUACCUCCAAAAAAGGACACUCAUGAAACAGAAUUAUUUCAAUGGGAAAUCAGUGACAGGCUUGAAAACUAUGAUCUUAAGGAGUCCAGUUCUAGAGAUUAUUUGGAAGUCAGAGGCACAUUGGAAAAUCAGAAGGAGUAUUUCAGGCAAGGAAUGAUCAUAUAUGAAAAAAUGUCCAUUUUCAAUCAGCAUACUUACUUAUCUCAAUAUCCCACAUGUCAUUCUGAGAAACCCUAUAAAUGUAAGGAAUGUGGGAAGGCCUUUAGACGAGCCUCACACCUAACUCAACAUCAGAGUAUUCAUACUGGUGAAAAACCCUAUGAAUGUAAACAGUGUGGGAAGGCCUUUAGUCGUGAUUCACAGCUCAGUCUUCAUCAGAGACUUCAUACUGGUGAAAAACCCUAUGCAUGCAAGGAAUGUGGGAAGGCUUUUACUCAGAGCUCACAACUUAUUUUACAUUAUAGAAUUCAUACUGGUGAAAAACCAUAUAAGUGUGAACAGUGUGGGAAAGCCUUUAUUCGUAGUUCACAACUAACCCGGCAUCAAAAAGUCCAUACUGGAGAGAAACCUUAUGAAUGUAAAGAAUGUGGGAAGGCCUUUACUCAGAACUCACAACUUACUCUGCACCAGAGACUUCAUACUGGUGAGAAACUCUAUGAAUGUAAAGAAUGUAGAAAGGUCUUUACUCAGCUCUCACAACUUAUUCUGCAUAAGAGAAGUCAUACGGGUGAAAAACCCUAUGAGUGUAAGGAAUGUGGGAAAGCUUUUAUUUGUGGCUCACAGCUUUCUCAACAUCAGAAAAUUCAUAAUGGGGAAAAGCCAUAUGAAUGUAAAGAAUGUGGGAAGGCCUUUAUUCGUGGCUCAUUACUUAUGCAACAUCAAAGGAUUCACACUGGUGAAAAACCUUAUAAAUGUGAACAGUGUGGGAAGGCCUUUAUUCGUGGUUCACAACUUACUCAACACCAGAGAAUUCAUACCAAUGAGAAGCCUUAUGAAUGUAAGGAAUGUGGAAAGACUUUUAGUCAUGGUUCACAACUUACUCAACAUCAGAGAAUUCAUACUGGUGAGAAACCCUAUCAAUGUAAGGAAUGCGGAAAAGCCUUUAAUAGAGGCUCACUCCUUACUCGGCAUCAGAGGAUUCAUACUGGUGAGAAACCCUAUGAAUGCAGAGAAUGUGGAAAGACCUUUAGUCGUGGCUCAGAACUUACUCAACAUGAGAGAAUUCAUACUGGUGAGAAGCCCUAUGAAUGUAAGGAAUGUGGAAAGUCUUUUAUUCGUGGCUCACAGCUUACUCAACACCAGAGAAUACAUACUGGAGAGAAACCUUAUGAAUGUAAAGAAUGUAGAAUGGCCUUUACUCAGAGUUCACAUCUUUCUCAACAUCAGAGACUUCAUACUGGUGAGAAGCCCUAUGUAUGUAAUGAAUGUGGGAAGGCAUUUGCUCGUGGCUUACUACUUAUACAGCAUCAGAGAAUUCAUACAGGUGAGAAACCUUAUCAGUGUAAGGAAUGUGGGAAGGCCUUUAUUCGUGGUUCACAACUUACUCAACAUCAGCGAAUUCACACUGGAGAAAAACCCUAUGAAUGCAAGGAAUGUGGGAAGGCCUUUAGUCAUGGUUCUCAACUUACUCUACAUCAAAGAAUCCAUACUGGUGAGAAGCCCUAUGAAUGCAAAGAAUGUAGAAAAGCCUUUACUCAGAGCUCACACCUUUCUCGACAUCAGAGAAUUCAUACUGUGAGAAACCAUAUCAAUGUAAGGAAUGUGGGAAGGCCUUUACUCGUGGUUCACAACUAACUCAACAUCAGAGGAUUCAUAUCAGUGAGAAGUCUUUUAAAUAUAAGGAAUGUGGAAUAGACUUUAC
Molossus molossus (Pallas's mastiff bat) is the source of this 2281-nucleotide messenger RNA. Its product is annotated as zinc finger protein 420-like. Gene Ontology annotation, cellular component: PcG protein complex; transcription regulator complex. Gene Ontology annotation, molecular function: DNA-binding transcription factor activity, RNA polymerase II-specific; RNA polymerase II cis-regulatory region sequence-specific DNA binding. The record is from RefSeq and is a predicted model, not a curated record. NCBI's taxonomy places the organism in Eukaryota, Metazoa, Chordata, Mammalia, Chiroptera, Molossidae. Gene Ontology annotation, biological process: regulation of transcription by RNA polymerase II.